AUGAAUGUCACAGACAGUAAAUCUGAGUAUAUUGACAAUCAUUGUAAGGUCUCCUUUAUGAACACCAUUGGUGAGGAAGAACUGAAAAGAUUACAGAAUCCUUUAGAACAAGUUGAUGAUGGAAAAUAUUUGCUUGAGAAUCACCAGCUGGCCAUGGAUGUGGAGAAUAACAUUGAAAAGUACUCCCUCAGUCUACAGCCCUUGGAGUCCAAAGUGAAAAUCAUUCAGCGAGCAUGGCGAGAGUACUUGCAGAGGCAGGAGCCCCUGGAGAAGAGGAGCCCGUCGCCACCCUCCGUCUCUUCAGACAAGCUGAGCAGCUCUGUCAGCAUGAACACCUUCUCCGACAGCAGCACACCCGUGAGUGUCCCUGCCAGCUUGCUCAGACUGGCUUGUUGUGCAUAUAGGUAG
Messenger RNA from Cricetulus griseus (Chinese hamster), 408 nucleotides. The record is from RefSeq and is a predicted model, not a curated record. NCBI's taxonomy places the organism in Eukaryota, Metazoa, Chordata, Mammalia, Rodentia, Cricetidae.